Cynara cardunculus var. scolymus (artichoke) is the source of this 2663-nucleotide messenger RNA. Its product is annotated as pentatricopeptide repeat-containing protein At2g15820, chloroplastic. The record is from RefSeq and is a predicted model, not a curated record. Bases 160 to 2517 code for a protein of 785 amino acids. Gene Ontology annotation, biological process: mRNA cis splicing, via spliceosome; Group II intron splicing; photosystem I assembly. The transcript is spliced from 3 exons. Lineage: Eukaryota; Viridiplantae; Streptophyta; Magnoliopsida; Asterales; Asteraceae. Gene Ontology annotation, molecular function: endonuclease activity; protein binding.
AUCUUCUAAAUGCGCAAAUUGUGGAGAAAAUCGUGGGAAUUCUUCAUUUUUGACAUUGGGAUUCUGCUUUAAUAUCCACACCUGCAAUGACUGAGUAUUGGGUUAGUCAGGGAAAAAAUUGGUGCGGAUUCUGCCUCUCAUAAAACCUACACCACACCCAUGCCAACAUCCCUAUCCAUCCUUCGUUCACUCUCCACCUACCUCCCUAACCACCGCCACCCUCGCCUCCUCAUCUGCACGACUUGCUCCCUUCUUAACAAAAACCAACCACCCAACCCACCUCGAAUUUCGCUAUUUCAUACUCGCUCACCAGACCUAUCUUCAGUCAAUAAUUUCGUCGACCAAUUGGCGUGCGAAGAUGAAAAUUUGGAUUUUGACAAAGAAACCAAGGUUUUUACAUUUGAUGCCUCUUUUGGGACGUCAAGUGUUGAUUCCAAGAAUUUGAAUGUAUCUCCAUCCCUUGAUGUGAAGGAAUUGGAUGAGCUGCCUGAACAGUGGAGGAGGUCUAAGUUGGCGUGGUUGUGUAAAGAGCUCCCGUCGCAUAACCCGGCUACGGUUAUUAGAAUACUGAAUGCUCAGAGGAAGUGGGUUAAUCAAGAAGAUAUGACUUAUCUAGCUGUUCAUUGUAUGCGAAUUCGUGAAAAUGAGACCGGGUUUAGGGUGUACAAAUGGAUGAUGCAACAACAUUGGUUUCGUUUUGAUUUCUCUCUUGCUACCAAGCUAGCAGAUUACAUGGGCAAGGAGCGAAAAUACUUGAAAUGUCGGGAUAUAUUCGAUGAUAUAAUUAAUCAUGGGUUAGUGCCUACAGAAUACACUUUUCAUAUUCUGAUAGUUUCCUAUCUUAGUUCAUCCAAUCGGGGUUGUUUGGAUGAAGCAUGUGCUAUCUACAAUCGAAUGAUUCAAUUAGGAGGUUAUAGUCCGCGGCUUAGCCUGCACAAUUCUCUUUUCAAAGCACUUCUGAGCAAACCCAAUGACUCUCCCAAACAAUAUGUUAAUCAGGCAGAAUUCAUAUUUCAUCAGAUGGUAACAUCUGGAUUCAAGAUUCACAAGGAUAUUUACGGGGGUCUUAUUUGGCUGCACAGCCAUCAGGAUAAGAUAGACAUGGAAAGAAUUGUAUCACUAAGAUCCGAGAUGCAGUUAGCUGGAUUUGAGGAGAGUAAAGAAGUUCUUGUGUCUGUUUUGAGAGCUUGUUCCAAGGAUGGGGAUAUAGAAGAAGCUGAAAAGACUUGGACAAAACUUGUUAGCUCUACUGAUACCAUUCCUUCCCUAGCUUUUGUGUAUAAAAUGGAAGUCUAUGCAAGAAUUGGAGAACACAUGAGAUCAUUGGAGGUAUUUAGGGGUAUGCAAGAGCAUUCUGGUUCAGCCAGCACUGUGGCAUUUCAUAAAAUUAUAGAAGUAUUGUGUAAAGCGCACACUACAGAACUUGCCGAGUCUCUCAUGAAAGAGUUCAUUGGAAGUGGUAAGAAGGCAUUAAUGCCAUCGUUUAUAAAUUUAAUGGAAAUGUACCUUACAUUAGGCAUGCACGAUAAGUUGGAGUAUUAUUUCUUUCAGUCCUUUGAGAAAUGUCGUCCCAAUCGUACCAUCUACAAUAUAUAUCUCAAAUCACUGGUACAUUCUGGCAGUCUUGAUAAGGCUGAGGAGAUAUUACGCCAAAUGCAAAGUGAUGAGACUGUUGGCGUUGAUACCAAAUCUUGCAACACUAUUUUAAGAGGGUACUUAGAUGGUAGAGAGAAUGUGAAAGCAGAACAGAUAUAUGGUUUGAUGAGGGAGAAAAAGUUUCAAAUUGAACCCGCUUUAAUGGAAAAGCUGGAAAAGGUUUUACGAGCAAAUGAAGAAGCUGUCAAGAACCCAAUAAUCCUGAAGCUCAGUAAAGAACAACGAGAAGCUCUGGUGGGAUUGCUGUUAGGUGGUCUACAGAUUGAAUCAGAUGAACAAGGAAAGAAUCAUAAGCUCGUUUUCAAGUUCAAUGAAGACUCUGGUGUGCAUAAGGUCUUAAAGAGACAUAUACGCAACCAGUACCACAAGUGGUUGGAUUCAUCUAAGAAACAAGAUGGCAAUGAGGAUAAAAGUUGCCAGUUUACAACAAUCUCACACUCUUAUUUCGGGUUUUAUGCAGACCAGUUCUGGCCACAAGGUCAGCCUGUAAUUCCGAAACUAAUCCAUCGCUGGUUGUCACCUCGAGUUCUUGCAUAUUGGUACAUGUAUGGAGGAUACAGAACUUCCUCUGGAGAUAUCUUAUUGAAGCUUAGGGGAAGUGAAGAUGGUGUUGAUAGAAUUGUUAAAACCUUAGGGAAAAAGUCAUUGAGUUGUAAGGUUAAGCGAAAGGGGAGAUUCUUUUGGAUAGGUUUACUUGGAAGCAAUUCAACAUGGUUUUGGAAAUUGGUGGAUCCAUAUAUUGUAGGGGAUUUAAAGGAUCUUCUAAAGCCAGAAAACAUAUCCUCUGAUCUAAAAGAAGAAGCCCGAACUAUUAACUUUGAUAGAAGUGAUUCCGAUUAUAGUGAAGACGACAUCACAUAGGUAUGUUUAUGUUUGAAUUGUUGAAACACACAUGUGAAGGCACACAAAUAUCUUCUUUGAAUUCACAUGUGAAUUUAGGUUCUUGUUUGCACUUGCUUCCUUUAUUCAUGAAAUUGUCUAGUGAAUAAGAAUGUGGGAAUCCUUGC